Molecule: messenger RNA, 2896 nt
Organism: Hibiscus syriacus
Lineage: Eukaryota; Viridiplantae; Streptophyta; Magnoliopsida; Malvales; Malvaceae
Product: phosphatidylinositol 4-phosphate 5-kinase 1-like
Biological process (GO): phosphatidylinositol metabolic process
Molecular function (GO): ATP binding; 1-phosphatidylinositol-4-phosphate 5-kinase activity
Source: RefSeq, a predicted model, not a curated record
UUCUGUUUGUGUGUUGGUAGGAUUCCCAUUCCCAACUCUCCCUCUCCAAACAGCACAAAAGCACCAAACGAAAGAGAAAGAAAAGGAGAAGUUGGCCACAAAAGAGAGGAAAAAAUACAUAGCAUUAGCCGGAGCCGGAAAUGCUUAAUUUGCCGGCGUGGUUUAGAGUUCGGGAAUGCAGUAGCUAAGUGGAAAACGAGGAGAUAGAUAGUAUUAGACAGAAAAGGAUUGGAGUAAAGAAGAAAUGGACGGAGCACUGUUCAAUGAGCAGAGUAACGUCGUGUUACACGCCAAGAAGAUAUCCGACGAGGAAAAGAAGAAGGACCAUCUGGUGGUUGCUUUUACGAAUCCUACGGCUCACCAUCACCGGAGCCGGUCUCAAGCUGCUACACGGCGCGUGACUCCACCACUAGCUGCCUCCUUCGUCACCGCGGGAUCGGGAACCACUAUCGAGAAAUUCCUACCUAACGGUGAUCUCUACAUCGGUAACUUCUCAACUAACGCGCCGCACGGAUCCGGAAAGUACCUUUGGAAAGACGGGUGCAUGUAUGAAGGGGAGUGGCGUCGUGGGAAAGCCUGCGGGAAAGGGAAGUUAUCUUGGCCGUCUGGAGCCACUUUUGAAGGUGAUUUCAAGUCGGGACGGAUGGAAGGAUUCGGAACGUUCAUCGGAUCCGACGGAGACAUGUACCGUGGGUCGUGGAGUUCCGAUCGGAAACACGGCCACGGCCAUAAACGUUAUGAAAAUGGGGAUUUCUACGAAGGAUCAUGGAGGAAAAACCUACAAGAUGGGCAUGGUCGUUACAUUUGGAGUAACGGGAUCGAGUACGUUGGUGAAUGGAAAAGCGGCGUUAUCUUUGGUCGUGGAGCACUGAUUUGGGCGAACGGAAACCGUUACGAUGGGCAAUGGGAAAACGGUAUGCCCAAAGGAAACGGAAUUUUCUCUUGGCCGGACGGAAGUUGUUAUGUCGGAGCCUGGAACGAAAAUAACAUGAAGAGAACUCAACAACUGAACGGGACGUUUUAUCAUGGGAACGACGGGAAGGAGCAUUCUCUAAAAGGAGGGGAGAGUUUAGUGCUUAUGCCGAGGAAAAGAUCAUCCGUUGAUGGAAGGGGAAGCCUAGGGGAAAGGAACAUGAAUUUCCCCAGGAUUUGCAUAUGGGAAAGCGAUGGUGAAGCAGGAGAUAUUACUUGUGAUAUAAUUGAUAAUGUGGAAGCUUCAAUGAUUUACAGAGAUGGGUUUAGGCAAUUUAGAAGGAAUCCUUGUUGUUUUAGUGGAGAAAUUAAGAAGCCAGGACAAUCUAUUUCCAAAGGCCACAAGAAUUACAACUUAAUGCUUAACUUGCAAUUGGGUAUCAGGUAUUCUGUUGGAAAACAUGCCUCUAUUAUGCGGAAUUUGAAGCCGAGAGAUUUUGAUCCCAGGGAGAAGUUCUGGACGAGGUUUCCAGUUGUAGGAUCAAAGCUCACGCCUCCUCAUCAAUCUCCGGAGUUCCGUUGGAAAGAUUAUUGUCCGGUGGUGUUCAGACAUUUGAGGGAGCUAUUCCAAGUGGAUCCUGCUGAUUACAUUCUAGCUAUUUGCGGCAAUGAUGCCCUUAGGGAGCUUUCUUCUCCGGGGAAGAGUGGAAGCUUCUUUUACCUCACUCAAGAUGACAGAUUUAUGAUAAAGACAGUAAAGAAAUCUGAAGUCAAGGUCUUUAUAAGAAUGCUUCCGAGCUACUACCAACAUGUUUCUCGAUAUGAAAAUUCCCUUGUGACGAAAUUCUUUGGCGUGCAUUGUGUCAAACCUAUAGGUGGCCAGAAGACCCGGUUCGUUGUGAUGGGGAAUAUGUUUUGCUCUGAGUAUCGAAUUCAUAGACGGUUUGACCUCAAAGGAUCUUCCCAUGGCCGCUCAACUGAUAAGCCAGAAGAGGAAAUUGAUGAAAUCACAACCCUAAAAGACCUGGAUCUUAAUUAUGUGUUUCGCCUCCAGCAAAAUUGGUUCCAGGAACUCAUGAAGCAAAUUAAUCGAGAUUGUGAGUUCUUGGAGGCUGAGCGAAUUAUGGAUUAUAGUCUUUUGGUUGGAAUACACUUUCGGGAUGAUAAUAGAGGUGAAAAAAUGGGGUUAUCACCGUUUCUCUUGCGGACAGGUAAGAAGGAUUCAUAUCAAAAUGAAAAGUUUAUGCGUGGAUGUCGUUUUCUUGAAGCUGAGCUACAGGACAUGGAUCGGAUUUUAGCUGGCCGGAAACCAUUGAUAAGGCUAGGGGCAAACAUGCCAGCAAGAGCAGAGCGAAUGUCGAGAAGAAGCGACUUCGAUCAGUAUAUGCAGGGUGGAUCCAGUCACUCAUUGCAUAGCGGAGAAGUUUAUGAAGUGGUCUUAUACUUUGGCAUCAUCGACAUCUUACAAGACUACGAUAUCAGCAAGAAGCUGGAGCAUGCAUACAAAUCAUUACAAGCCGAUCCUUCUUCUAUAUCAGCUGUUGGUCCAAGGCUCUACUCGAAGAGGUUUCGGGAUUUUAUAGGAAGAAUUUUCAUCGAAGAUGGGUAGCAUGAUGGGAAAGGCAAAUUGUAGAAUAAAACAUCUGCCCCGCCUGUGGUCUGAAAAUGCCACUUCAAUUUUCCCACGCUCAUGCAGACCUGUCACUAUUUUCAAGACUCCAAGGGGUACACACUUAAACAAGUCAGUGAUUGUGAGUUCGUGGGAAUCGUCGAUAUCGACCUCAAUGGGCUUCAAAGGGAAAUGCUGAUGGCUGAGUUUGAGGGUUAUCCCCUGUGCAUUAGAAACACGGGGGAGGGGACAUAAAUUAGGAGUGUUUUGGGGUUCCUUUGUGUUAUUUUUCCUUCAAUGAAAUGUUGUGAAGAUUUAGAGGUUCCAGCUUCGAACAGAGAGUUUGAAAGUAGGGUGGGAAUAACGGUGUGUAUU